Messenger RNA from Oryctolagus cuniculus (rabbit), 2644 nucleotides. RefSeq names its product solute carrier family 75 member 1 (gene SLC75A1). Gene Ontology annotation, molecular function: transmembrane transporter activity. Gene Ontology annotation, cellular component: brush border membrane. Gene Ontology annotation, biological process: transmembrane transport. The record is from RefSeq and is a predicted model, not a curated record. NCBI's taxonomy places the organism in Eukaryota, Metazoa, Chordata, Mammalia, Lagomorpha, Leporidae.
AGCCGCCCUGGGGGAGGAGCUGGAAUGAGAAGCCCCCCACCCAGGGGGUCACCGGAUGUCCACGCACGGAGCCUCGGCCCCCAGGUGUCCACCAAGCGAGCACCAGCGAGCCGUGACCGCUGAGCCGGCCGGGCCUCCGCCCUUGGGCGGCCACCGGGAGAUGGACUGACCAUGGGGGGGCAUCUCCGGUCCUCGGACCUGUGGGUCUGGACACUGGUGAUGCGGCGGCCACGGCCGGAGCUCGGGUGGGCAGCUUGGCUCCGACACGAAGGGGCCGGGCCGCAUGGGCAGGUGUGUGUGCUGCCCGGAGGACCGGGGGCUGUGAGGCUCCGGCCACGUGGCCGGGUUCCAGUGCGGACCCCAGGGGCGAGGCCGCCUGCAGGUGCAGGGCACGCGCCUCGCGCCCGCCAGGGGGCGCUCCCUCCCCCAGCGGCUACCCGCUGCCUGGCCAGGGACCCUUGCGCCACAAUAACGGCCAACGAGCUGCGGCCGCCGCCUUCCCACCGGGCGGGGCCCGCGGGGGCGCGCGAGAGGCAGGCAUGCGCGCCCCCGGGCGUGCCGGCGUCACUUCCGGGGCGCGGUCAGCAUCGGCCCCGCCCUGAGGUCCCUUCCGCGUUCUUCCGGAGCGCCGGUCCGGUCCGGCGGUGGGGGUGGGGGUGCGUGUCGCGACCUCUCAGGGCACUGGUCCAGGGUUGCAGGGGUGAGGUGUCCGGACCGCGCGCCCCCGCCGCUCCUUUGCGUGGUGCCAUUGCGGUGCGGGCCUGGCCGCGCGCCCUCCCUGACCCCUCGGCUCAUUUGCUCCCGCGGCGGGACCCAGCGCCCCCAGCCAGGCCCGGGCCGGAGCGGCCGCCAUGGGGUGGGGUGGGGACGAGGGCUGCACCCCGCGCCCGCCCAUCCGUCCGCAGCCCGCGUCCACGCGCCGCGUGCUCGCCGUGGUGUUCGUCGGCCUGCUGCUGGACCUCCUGGCCUUCACGCUGCUGCUGCCCCUGCUGCCCCGGCUGCUGGAGAGCCACGGCCGUGCCCACGACCCGCUGUACGGCGCGUGGCAGCGCGGGGUGGACUGGUUCGCCGCGGCCAUCGGGAUGCCGGCCGAGAAGCGGUACCACGGCGUCCUGUUCGGAGUUCCUCUCGGCGCCGCUGACCGGGGCCGCCUCGGACUGCCUGGGGAGGCGCCCACUGAUGCUGCUGUCCCUGGCCGGCGUGGCCACCUCGUACGCGGUGUGGGCCAGCUCCCGGAGUUUCGCGGCCUUCCUGGCCUCCAGGGUGGUCGGCGGCGCGAGCAAGGGGAACGUGAGCCUCUCCACGGCCAUCGUCGCUGACCUGGGCUCGCCUCAGGCCCGCAGCCAAGGCAUGGUGAGUCCCGGGCGGGGGGCGGCCCGGGCGGGGACCCCUGCCCGGCUCAGGCGCCUGCCUCCCCCAGGCGGUCAUCGGGGUGGCCUUUUCCCUGGCCUUCACGCUGGGCCCCCUGCUGGGCGCCUGCCUGCCCAUGACGACGGCGCCCUGGCUCGGCCUGCUCUUGGCCCUGUCGGACCUGCUGUUCCUCUUCUGGUUCCUGCCGGAGACGCUGCCCCUGGAGAAGCGGGUAGGGCCAGGCACGGGCACGGACAGCCCGGGCUCGGAGGCUGGGGUCCACGGGCUGGGCGCGGGGGCGCUCCCGGCACCAGGGCAGCGGCGGGCGCCCAGUGCUGCUGGCCACGAGGCCCUGCAGGCCCUGCCCGCUCCCCACAGGCUCCGUCCAUCGCACUGGGCUUCCGAGCCGCCGCCGACCUGCUCAGCCCGCUGGCCCUGCUGCGCUUCUCGGCCGUGGCCCGCGGCGGCGAGGAGCCCCGGCGGUCGGGCUCCGCUGCGGGCCUCGGCAGCCUGCGACGCCUGGGCCUGGUCUACUUCCUCUACCUCUUCCUGUUCUCGGGCCUCGAGUUCACACUGAGCUUCCUGGUGCACCAGCGCUUCCAGUUCAGCAGCCUGCAGCAGGGCAAGAUGUUUUUCUUCAUCGGCCUCACCAUGGCCGCCAUCCAGGGCACCUACGCCCGGCGGAUUGGCCCCGGCCGGGAAGUGGCCGCCGUGAAGCGGGCCAUCCUGCUGCUGCUGCCGGCCUUCCUCCUCGUCGGCUGGGGGCGCUCGCUGCCCGUGCUGGGCCUGGGGCUGCUGCUCUACUCCUUCGCCGCGGCCGUCGUGGUGCCCUGCCUGUCCUCUGCGGUGGCCGGCUACGGCUCACCAGCGCAGAAGGGCACAGUCAUGGGCACGCUGCGUAGCCUGGGCGCCCUGGCCAGGGCAGUGGGACCCCUGGCGGCGGCCUCAGUGUACUGGCUGGCCGGGGCCCAGGUCUGCUUCUCCGUCUGCUCGGGCCUCUUCCUGCUGCCCGUCGCGCUCCUGUGCAAGCUGAGGCACCAGGCGCAGCCCAAGGCCGAGUAGCUGAGCCUGGACGGCACCCCCACCCGCCCGCGCACCCACCAUGUCGCCCUGGGUGGCGCCCCACAGGGCGUCUGCCUGCUGCCCAGGCACCACCUGGAGCCUAGGUGCAGACCAGGAAACAGUAAAGAAUUUAUUUGUGAGUAAAACCUGUUACAUGAGGGACGGACGCACAGGCCCCUGUCCGUCUACACAGCUGUAUCUCGUGUUGUAAUACAAAGAAUUAACUACAAAA